Penicillium robsamsonii is the source of this 3867-nucleotide messenger RNA. RefSeq lists its product as uncharacterized. The record is from RefSeq and is a predicted model, not a curated record. Bases 1 to 3867 code for a protein of 1288 amino acids. Lineage: Eukaryota; Fungi; Ascomycota; Eurotiomycetes; Eurotiales; Aspergillaceae. The transcript is spliced from 6 exons.
AUGGCCGCUGUUACGGCGCCGAGCCCUUUGGCCCAGGCUAUCGAUGAGUUCCUCGAUGAUAUGAAGGCUCGCGACCGUAAAAGUCCAUUUUACAAAGAAGUAUUGACAUCACGGUCGGUUUUGGCGCUCAAUGCAAAUCCACGGGGCGUUGAAUUAUGUACAGAAGAACUCAGGGGCUUCGUUAAAGAGCUCGAAGAGCAGAAGAGCACAUCGAAAUCAUUGAGAGGACUUGGAGCCCUUGGACCUUUCAUCAAUGGUAUUGUUACUUUGAUGGACGCUUGCUCCGCACUGGCACAGGCAAGUCCUUUUGCCGUUGGUGUGGCUUUAUCGGGCGCUCGUUUCGUGCUCAAGCUCGCACACAACACCAAUUCGAUGUUUGAGCUCGUCUCCGAGACGAUGGGCAAAAUCGGAAUGUAUCUUCAGUGUUACGGCAAAUUUGCCGUUGCCUAUAAAUCCUCUGAUGAGGUACGCGAGUGUCUUGUUGCCUCAUACAAGAACAUCGUCAACUUCUGGGCAACGGCUUCAAAACUCCUGUCCGAGCACGUUCUCAUGAGCGCGAUCAAGAACAUUGUGAAUUCUAUGACCGAUGAGAUAAAUGUGACUGUCGAGCGUCUCAGCAAAGAUUGUGCUCGAGUCCUGGCAAUAACAGCGGCCGAAGAAGCAAUUCUUGUCCAUGAUGAUAGGAGGCGUAACGUUAUCGAACAAGAAAAGAAAAUGAAGGAUGGAAUUCUCGACUGGAUCAGAGCCGAUGAUGACCUCGACCUCCGCGGUCACUUGCAAAUGUAUUCUGAACGAAGGCAUGCAGAGACAUGCGAGUGGCUGUUUGAUGAACCCGAAUUCCAACGCUGGCGUGAUGAUCUGACCACUAAUGUGUUCUGGUACAAUGCGCCGCUAGGCUCUGGGAAGACGGUUCUUUCAUCAGCCGUCAUCGACCAUUUAACGAAGAAGAGUCUUCCGACAGCAUACUACUUCUACUCUUUCAGCGACUUCACUCUAAGAAAGGCCAUAACAGGUCCUCGGGCCCUUGCUCUCCAGCUCCUUCACAUUAUGAAGACCGGAAUUCCAGAUUCAGUGGUGGAACUCUACCAGAGUGAAAUGACACAGCAUGCAAGAUACAUUCAUAUUCCGUCUGUCGCAGUGGACACAGUAAAUUGCAUGUUAAAGGGCUGCAGCCUUGUCUACGUGAUUGUUGAUGGCCUAGAUGAAUGCGUCGAUGACCAAAGAAUGCGAGAUAUGUUCACAAAAAUUGUAUCUGCUCCAGCUUACGGCACAACCAAAUGGUUCUUUACCAGCCGGAAUGACGAGAAUAUUCGAAACAUGAUGAAGAAACUGAAUGCUGUGACAUUUACUCCUAAUUUAUCCACCCUGUCUGCGGAUAUCAAACUAUUCUUGUCAGACGGGCUACAGUCAAUUGAGGGUGCCGCAAACCACAUCGAAUACUUCACUGAGAAACAUAUCGAAGGGAGCUUCCUUUAUUCGAAAUUCUUGGUUGAUACCCUACAAGGGGAAGGUAUCACCUGUGACGAUGAUAUCAGUAAGGCCUUGCAAGAGUUUCCUAAAAGUCUGACUGGAUACUAUAUUCGUACACUACUCAAGCUCUGUGAGAGACACGAACGAGAGCAAGAACUCGUGAAACGAGUUUUUAGGAUACUGAUCACUGCAGUCCAGCCUAUUACUUGGAACGAGCUCUGCAACGCACUUGCUAUCCGGAGCGGAGCGAAAGACCAUCUGAAAGGAAAUGAACCUCGGGAACAACAAAUUUAUUCGCUCUGCGGAUCCUGGUUGCUCUUAGAUUCCUCUCCUAAUGACAGCAAAAAUAACCAGAAGAUCAGACUGGUUCAUAAAACCAUCCAAGAUUUCCUCACCCAAAACUCUCAAGAUCUUCUCAUCGACCCAUCCAUUCGGCAGAUGGAGCAGGACAAUCUGGCUCGAAUUCAAAAAUUCUUUGUCAACUCAAACGAUGCUUUUCGACAAGGUGGACGCGACUGCCUGACAUUCUUAAACUACAGGCGCUAUGAGUCUUUCGCUACUGCCAAGGCAAUCCUGGAGGACGAGAAUAACAGAGAGCACUCGUUUUUGAGAUACGCGGCGGCCUUCUGGUUCAUCCACUUCAUGGAUGGCAGUAAACACAGCAAGGAAGAUUUCGAAGAGGUAAGACGUUUUCUAGAGAGCACAAACCUUUGGACCUGCGUUGCUGUACAAAGUCGAAUCGUCCCAUAUCUUUUCGGUCACUACGCUCGAAGAGAAGCCGGCACUUACCAGAUGAGUUUGCGACAAACGGGCUGGGAUGAGGAGGAUUCUUUCGGUGUUCCGUUACCUACAUGGCUGGAACAAUAUCCACCCCAUGGACCCGCGUUGGAUCUUGAUUUCUGUGCUUUCAUAAACGAUUGGCAUGAAGUUCUCGCGUCUCGGCCGGAUGUCCUUGAUCAAUGUGUUCCGCUGAACACCAUGCAAUCAAAGCUUGGGGGUGAAUUCCCUCAAUCGGAAAGAAUUAAAGUCUGGAAGUUCAACGAAAAGCUCAAUUUGAGUGACGUCUCAGAGCUUCGCCUGAAUUCCAUAUUUCUUUCUAAGGGCAGAUUGCUCGCUGACUUGAUUUAUCAUAACCGCAAUGACCCUUCAGACCUCCUUCACUGCCAUCCGGUCUCAAUAUUCUCGAAAAGCAAGGCAACCCAAAGCACUUUUCGUCCUGUCUCCCGACUUACAGAGUUGAAUUGGGAAGAAACCGCAUUUCAAGUCCAAGGGUCGCCGUCAACGGUCAAUAUUCUGGAAUAUGAUACAGUGUCUAGACAGCUUCGAUCUACUCAAAAUGGUGUCUCCAAAGCAUUCUCAGCACCAAGCUCCUUGGCAGAAGCUCGCCCGAAUGAGAACUGGCAAGUGAACAACAAAGACAGCAAAGCUACAGGAUGGGGAAUAGUGACUAUUUUUCAAAUUUCAAAAGAAUCAUUGAGGCAAGGCCCAAUAUGGCAAUGCGAUCAUUCAAGUUCCGAAUCGGACUCUAGCUCAUCAGGGUCAGACUCAGACCCAGAAUCUAGCUCAGGCACAAGCUCAAACUCCGACUCCGAUUCCGACUCUGACUCUGACUCCGACUCUGCCUACCAAUCUGGCUACGAUGAGGGACAACACAGAGAAACUCAAUCAUUUGGCAAGCCAGCAGACCUUCACUUUUCUUCGUGUGGAAAGUUCCUUUACUCCCUGGGCGCCUCAUUCACAGAUGGUGACGACUACUCAGAAUGUCAUUUGCGCUUAUCUACAUAUUCGAUUGCACCGAGCCAUGGAAUUUCAAACAUUGAAGAAGCCCCGAUACCAAAGCCCGAACUCACAUAUAGAUUUGGGGAACGAAUUGAGAGUCUCCCGCCUCAUUUGCCAAUUCUCGUCCACUGGAGCGAGAAUGAAGUGGUCAUUGCUCUGCCACCAUUAACAUGCGAGCCGAAACUGGUCAAGUUCGACUUACACGCGCCGAAUCAGCAAGCAGUGAAAACACUACGAGAUCCAAUAUAUUUCCCCUCCUCAACCCUAUCUUCGAAUCCGGCUCUGUUGUACCGGCACAGAUCUUCAAAAGAGCAUGAAAUAUUUCUCUCCUUGGCACGAAAACCACCGUGUCGGUCGAACCCAAAUCCGUCAGAGAGACAAGCUCCUACACCCCCUGCACCUCCUGCUAUGCCCGUUGUGAUGCGUUGGAAAAUCCCGAAUGAGAAUGGAUGGAAGGUGUGGGACCCCGCACGCGAUGAAGAAUCCACGGAUCUCAAGCUAGGGGUUGACUAUAUUCGAAUGCUGCGUGGUGGAUUUGUAGACGAUGAGAGGAAAUUUGAUGUUCCGAUUAGGAGUGGACUCGACUGGACGCGAAAGGCAUUCUUAUCUUGUGCUUAG